Messenger RNA from Camelina sativa (false flax), 747 nucleotides. The record is from RefSeq and is a predicted model, not a curated record. Lineage: Eukaryota; Viridiplantae; Streptophyta; Magnoliopsida; Brassicales; Brassicaceae.
AUGGACUCUGAAUACGACUAUGGUAUAAACAGCCCAUUAGACUAUAGUUCCGAUUCAGAAGAGGAGGCUGAGAGCUGUUACUAUCCUCCGCAACCAUCAACUAAGAUUGGAUUCACAAGUCUGUGGAGCCGUGAAACUGAACCACUACCUGAUUAUGAGACACAACUGACCCAGCUCAAGGACCAACUAAUCCAGCUCAAGGACCAUCAAAACCAGUCAGAUCAGAGGUUGGUGAAUCUGGAGAGGCUUGUUACUGAGGAACGAGAGAAGAAACCAUUCUUUCAAAUGACCCCUGAAUUGGUAGUUGUUGUUUGCUUCGGAAUAACAACAAGUUUCUCACAAGACAACUGGACUAUUCUUGGUCCCCUUAUUGACAUCGCUAGUCCUCUCGGACCAUAUAUGGUGGGGUUGCCCUUGAAUGUAGUGGUCAAAGAUGCUUUGAGGGAUAUAGAUUGGCGUUUCUCUUCAUUUCGGAGCAGAUCUAUUAUCAUCCUCAUAAAAGGAGCUUUACCUAGUCCAUAGAGUAUGAUUGAUUCUGAGGAGGACGAUUGUUAUCUGUGGAAAUUGGAUAGUCAUGCACCUUCAAACACUUUCUCCACUGCUGAGACUUGGCUUGCUCUUCACUCUGCAUCUGUCAUGGUCCCUUAGAACAAAUCGGUCUGGUUCAAAGGUCACAUUUCGAAACAUAGCUUCAUUUCUUGGGUUGCUACUUACAGACUGCACACAAGGGACAAACUAACAAGAUAG